UAUAUCCGUGUUCAGUUACUCGCGAUAUGUCAACGAUAUUGGAUUGUAGUUAAAUAGAAAUUUUAAUCGUAAAUUCUUUUUGGGUGUUUGCUGUUUUGGAAAACUCCAAUUAAAUAAAAUUCAUUCUUCUAUGGUACAAAAGUCUUCCGCAUUACAUAAGAAUGAGUGACAUAGUCACCGCAAUCAAACGAUUUUUUCAUUGGGGUCCCAUUACGGCUAUCGGAAUAAUUAAAUGUAUAACCGUUACAACUCUGUACAUGAAUUCGAUGUGGUGGCCACCAAAUACGUUGGGCGGUUUCUUGAAUCAAAAUUUAUUUUUGAUUUUGUCUGCCUUAGCAUCAAUAAAUUAUGUGAUGGCCCUUGUGUUGGGACCGUCGUUUUUGCCGCCGAAGUGGAGACCAGAGGAUAAAAGUACUGAAGAAUUUUUACAGUUUUGUACUAUUUGCGAAGGAUUUAAAGCUCCCCGAUCACAUCAUUGUAGAAAAUGUGGAAAAUGUGUCAAGAAAAUGGAUCAUCAUUGUCCAUGGAUCAACACAUGCGUUGGCUGGGGAAAUCAUGCAUACUUUACAUGUUUUCUCGGAUUUUCGGUUUUAGGCAGCAUACAAGCCAGUUAUAUAUUAUGUGCCUCAUUCUAUCGCGGCAUCCAUCGAUCUUGGUUCAUUUACAACGGACAACAGUACUUGGCAACUGUUCAUUUCGGACUUCCCAGCUUAGUGUUUUGUGUAUUCAGUCUUGGACUGGCUGUGGGCGUAGUGAUAGCUGUCGGAAUGCUACUCGCUUUUCAAAUACGUUCGAUUGUACGAAAUAGAACCGGCAUCGAGGAUUGGAUUUUGGAAAAGGCGAAAUACCGACGCGAGGACAGUGGCGAAGAGUUCAUAUUCCCGUACGAUUUGGGCUACAAGCGAAACAUUCAACAAGUAGCUAGUUGGAGCUGUGCACCGAUCGGCGACGGUAUCGUUUGGCAGAUAAACGACAAAUGUGAUCAGUAUACGUUAACGAGAGAGCAAAAAGCUCAGAAAGCAGAGAAGAGAGCACGAACACGUACUUAUUCAAUUGUGAAAAAAGUCAGUGGUAGCUGGAUACCAUUAUGGUCUCAAGGUUUUUCAGUGUGUUUGAGUCCACCUUGUACGGACGAACCGCGAAUCAAAUUAGAACCCGGCGAUAUGGUGAAAGUAACACGCUGGAAAAAGCACUGGUUGUUUGGUGACAAAAUCAGCAAAACGAAAAAUGGAUACGAGACAGAGCUGGUUAGCAAUACAUCGUCGAAGAAAAUACGAUGCCGAGGCUGGUUCCCCCGUAAAUGUGCCGUCGAAUUGGUUGAACCAGAGUCGAGCGAGCAUCAAGAGCAUUUCAGUAACAAAAAAGUAGAUUAAGUCGCAACGUUCACAUCGACACAUCGUUCACAUUUAUUUGUCUUCAGUCCUCCAAUUUUUAAUUAUUUUGAAAUUAAAGACUAAUUGAAACCGAC
This is a messenger RNA of Bradysia coprophila, 1468 nucleotides long. RefSeq names its product palmitoyltransferase ZDHHC6. The record is from RefSeq and is a predicted model, not a curated record. Gene Ontology annotation, molecular function: palmitoyltransferase activity. Lineage: Eukaryota; Metazoa; Arthropoda; Insecta; Diptera; Sciaridae.